Messenger RNA from Chlorella variabilis, 1473 nucleotides. RefSeq lists its product as hypothetical. NCBI's taxonomy places the organism in Eukaryota, Viridiplantae, Chlorophyta, Trebouxiophyceae, Chlorellales, Chlorellaceae. The transcript is spliced from 11 exons. The record is from RefSeq and is a predicted model, not a curated record. Bases 1 to 1473 code for a protein of 490 amino acids.
AUGGCUGUGGUGCAGAAAGGCGAACAAUUCCAGCCGCUGUUCCUGCGAGACAUCGUGACGCUCACCAACAGCUCCACCCUCAACCUGCGUGAGCAGCUGGAGUUGGAAGAAGGUGGACUUACCUUCACUGUGUCGCCCUGCAAUUUCCAGCUGAGGAGGAAGGCUCACGUCCUGAUUGACGAGGUGUAUGUCACCUUGGUGGGAGCAAGUCCUCAGGAUAGAACGUUUGUGACGUUGGAGGUGGGGCACGGCGGGCAGGUGGUGAUGUAUGAUGCUCAGCUGAAGCCGUAUUACUACACGCUCACUAGGCGGCUGGCUGGCCAGACAUACUACCUUCCCCUUCCCCCUUCGGGGCGCAUCGACUGGAACACCAAUACCGACGUGCUCACCCAGAGGGCCAACCUGGUGAGUCCAUGGAACAGCCCGCCACCUAACUGUGGCGAUAUAGACCUUACCCCCAUGAGCCAGUACUUCAUCGCGCUGUCGCCCUUUGCCACCUGGAGCAUCCGCAUGGAUCAAGAGCUCAGCGGAGCCAUUAACCUCCAAAACCUGACUGCGGUCCAUCCUCUCCCGCCACCGGUGCUGCCCAGGCUGGUCAUCCCUGCCAAUGCCAACAAGACCAUUGACUGCGGGCCAGGAAAUGUGGUGGGCCAGGUCAUCAAGGCCACAUAUGGGCAGAGCCAAGGUUUCUGUGCAACCAUGGAUGUGGACAGCUACAUCCGGGCCGUCUGCCAAGGCCGGCAAGCCUGCGUGCUGGCGCCCUCCAACGAGCUGCUCAACCCCCCUGCCGGCCCGGCCUGGUGUCCCUCCAACCGCACAUUGGUGGUCGAGUACAGGUGCUGCCCCCGCUACGCCUAUGAAGCCGGCAACUGCGAGCCUACCCCACUCAAGAACCUGGCACUAGGAAGGGGGUAUGCGUAUGGCUCCUCCAGGCUAGACCCCUCCGUCGUGCCUGGGCUGGGCGUCGAUGGCAAGCGCAGCACCUCUUGGGAUGGUAACAACUUGCAGUGCACACACACCGGGGACAGAGGGGUUGGCCAACCCGGCACACUCAGGCCGUGGUGGUUUGUGGACCUGGACCAGCCAUUCGACGUCGUGGCAGUCACCAUCUACACGCGCUGCGACUGCUGCUCCUCUCGCCUGCGCGACUUUGAGAUACAUGUGACCAAUGUGAAGCCGUGGGACGGCGACGGCGACACCAGCGUGGCAGCGGGCGCUCUCACCGGCGCCACGCUGUGCACCUACAAAGCCGGCAUCCAUGACGGGUGUGCCGGUGGCGGUUUUGAGACUUAUAUGUGCCAGGGCGGGCCCAAGUACGGGCGCUACGUCACAGUGCAGAUUGUGAACGACGAGCCAACCUCGGUUCUAGCUAUGUGUGAGGUGGAGGUCUGGGGCCAAGAGUGCGAGAGGCCAGGCGGCUCGUGCCAUGUCUCUGGGCUCUUCGAGCUGGCCAGGGAGGAGCGCCCUUGGUGA